This is a messenger RNA of Myxocyprinus asiaticus (Chinese sucker), 8347 nucleotides long. RefSeq names its product FYVE, RhoGEF and PH domain-containing protein 5-like. Lineage: Eukaryota; Metazoa; Chordata; Actinopteri; Cypriniformes; Catostomidae. The record is from RefSeq and is a predicted model, not a curated record. Gene Ontology annotation, molecular function: guanyl-nucleotide exchange factor activity; metal ion binding. The transcript has 21 exons. Gene Ontology annotation, cellular component: cytoplasm. Bases 775 to 5319 code for a protein of 1514 amino acids.
AACAGCAAAAGCAUUCACUGUCUUGAAAAAACUGCGUUUAGAAACGGUUUAGGAACAUUUGUUUACCCAAACCACAAAACAGCCCUUGUUAUACCAACCAAACUAUAGAAAGCUCAACAUCUCAAAGCGUUGAGUUUAUGCAACUAAGCAGUGCUUAACACUAACACUGUGAUAUUGCAAAGGCAAUCUGAUUAGAAAUCUCGAGUUCUUGUGUAUGGGUUUUGAAAGGGACGUAGAAAUGUUCCCAUCACAUGACAGAAAUGGAGCAGUUAUUGUUCGUGAAAGUGCCGUACGCCACUGAUGAUUAUUUGUUUUAGAUGUUUUUCUUUGUGGUUUCGGUCAUUGAUCUUUGUAUUCCCCUGAGCGAGAUUCGCUGUACCUCCUCAGGAAGCGCGCAGAAACACCUUCAGUCUCCACACGCAGAUCUGAGCGCGCGCGCAUCACUAGCGUUUCUUUAGCGGGAAGCGCGCGGACCUGAAGGGACCUGCUGCAACAGUCGCUAAUAAAACUGAUUGUUUUGUCUUCUUGUCACACUGGCGAAUAACUGAGUCUUUAUUGUUUAUUUCCCAGUGUUUAUGACAAAUGUAAGUGGAGUAAGUUCGCGGCACCUCUGGAUAUAUACUGUUGCUUUGACGGAAUAACCAGGAAAAAUGUGAAAGUGUUUCAGAUGCCAUGGUGGAUGACAUCCGACAAUGAACACAGAGUUUUAGAAGCAACUUCAAACUUCUCAACCAAAGACAAAGUCAUUUGACUAUAGCUGUGUGCUCCACCCCGAUGUCAAGACUUUAUUUUUCUACUCGAGGUCCUAAGCCUCCCGUGGCACCUAAACCAAGGCUAGCUUCUGAGGUGAGCCAAAGCAUUGUGAGUAAUGGGGACAUGACGUCCUCUGAUAGACUUGAACUGAAGCAGGACAAUGAAUCAGAGGUCACACAGGAUGAAGCAGAUGCAUCCAGAGAAAACUGUACAGAUGAUCAUGAGGACUUAUCAGACACAGACAAAAAGUUAAUGUUCACCAAUCAUGACAUUAUUUGUUAUAAUGAAACAGAAGAAGAAUUACAGAUGGUAGUGGAUGAAACAAUGGGAGAGGAGGAAGAUAAAGAUGAUGCCACUGCCUCUUUUAAUUUGAUUGAUGUGGGUGAUGUGAGUUCGGAUUCAGCAGAUGAGGACCUCAUCAAAAACACUGAUGUUAUCAGCCCAUUAGAGAAUACAGAAAAUGCUUAUGAUGUACUUGAGGACACAGCUACAUGUUCUAAGAGUGAGACACAUACUAAAGAUCAGCCUGCAGGUAAAUUGGUAGAGUGUAAAGACCCUCAAAGCCCAUAUGCAGAGAUUGAGGAACCACUAUCAGACAAUUGUGAGGAUCCUACAGUAUGCUCCACUGAUGACACAGAACAGCCUUAUUACAGUGAGAGAAAGUCCAUAACCUCUGAGCAUUCUAUUGAUUGUGACAGUGAUCGGUAUGUAGAGGACACUAGUGGAAAGUGUGUACAUUAUAAGACAGAAGAGGAUCUGGCCUACAGUGAAACUGGACUUUCUUCACAGGCUACAAAUGGUAGUCAACCCUCACUAUGUGAGGAAUAUCCUUACGAUGUAAUUGGCACACUGGAUGACAACAAUACUUGGCAGGCUGAACGUGCUACUAAAGACCCAUCUGGACGAUUCAGGUUUGCAGAGGAGACAGUAGAUGCAUAUGAGCCCUACUCUGUCAUAGAGGUUGUGCCAGGUGAUUUGAUGUGCACCUCUGACCCAGAAGCAAGAUGCACUGAUGAGGUGUCCAGCAUAGAGAAACCAAUGGACUCUGAAAACACAACAGAGGUGACGUCAAACCAAGAGCCUUUCUAUGUAUCAUCAGAUGAUGUGGCAAAGUUAGAGAAGGAACAAGCAAAUUUAGAAAACGGUAUCUCUCAGUCAAAAAAGCCUUCUAAACUUAAGGGUAAAGAGAUGGCAAAAAGCGAAGCAGUGGCUGAUUAUGCUGAUAUUGAAGACCAAGAUGCUGAUGACCAGCAAGUGGAGUGUGUGUCCUCAGAAGAUUACGUGGAAAUAGGAGAUGAAGAUGAGCCAAUAAACAUGGACAGGAAAACUAAGGGGAAAAGUGUGAGAGAACGAUCAGCUGGACGGGAACAAGCCUUCUCGAGUCAGAGAAACAGCUGCCAGCCACGUCUCAGACUUUGCAACAUCACAGUUCCAGCUGACCUGGAUUUAGGCAGAACUCCUGAACUUACCAACCGUGUGGUUUUUGCCCACACCACUGAAGCAUUUGAAGAGGACAUAGAAGAGCUAGACUGCCAUAUUGUGCCUUUCUUUGAGGACACAGACACAGAAAGUGAUGAACACAUUUAUGAGGAGGCUGGCUUUGACUCAGAGGGGGAGAACUUUAUCUCUCUGGACAAGAAGAGCAUUGUGACAAGAUCUCGUUCGCUCUCUGGGAAAGUACCUGGAUAUGUUCCUGAGACUGUGCCUGAGGAGACGGGCACUGAAUGCCAGACUCACGAUUACUACACUGUGGCCUUGGACCAGAAUGGCAAUCCACAGCCCAAGCCUUCAGAUGAAACUGAGGCUAAUCAAAUUAUUCCCUCACUGAAGCAAAGACGUUUUCUUCCGUCUCCUUGGUCGCUUUCAGUUGAGGGUGGAGAUACACCGUUUUUAGGACACUUUGAGGGUGAUAAAUCUCCUAGAGAGGAAAGUAGAUUGCAUAGAAAAGAUGACACACUUUCGUUGCCUUGUGUAAUCACUUCUUCUGGAAGCUUUUCUCAAAGAAGCCACCAGUCCUCCAGUGGUGUAUCGACACCUACAUCACUAGUCGAUAUACCACCACCCUUUGAGUUAGCUUACAUAACUAAGAGGCCUGUCACCAAAAGUUCUCCAUCCCUUCUAAUCCAACACGAAUCUCCUGAUAACCUGAAAAAGAAGAAGACCUCAUUCAAACGGUUCUUGGCUCUGAAAUUUAGGAAAAAAGCAGAAAACAAAGCCCGUGGAGAUGGCAGUGUUCGCUCCUCCAGGUCAUCGUCUGAGUCUAGUCACCAUGGGCCCAUUCGGGUGCUGGAGCUUGAUCAUCGGAGUACAAGUAGCUCCCCCCAGAUUCAGUCCCGUGUGACCAUGCCACAACGCAACUCAGAGUUACCUACCACCUUUGUGCUUUACAAAGAGAGGCAAAGUAGGCAAUGUGCAGCCAAGAGUUACAUCAACAGGGGUAUAGCCAGAGUGGAGUCCUUUGAGGACCGCUCUCGGCCCCCCUUUAUGCCUCUACCCAUCACUAAGCCUCGUUCCAUCUCUUUCCCAAGUGCAGAUACAUCUGACUAUGAAAACAUUCCUGCAAUGAGCUCAGACUAUGAGAAUAUCCAGAUUCCUCAUGGGAGGCCCACUCGGGCAGUCACUAUUACUGAAUUUUUUGAUGAUCAGAAUCGAACAACAACCCCUGCCAAUGAGAACGAUGGCUAUGUGGACAUGAAUAGCUUUGCAGGAAUAGAAAACAAGACCACCACUCAAGGACAAGACACUGAAAGUGCCUACACUGAGCCAUUCCCUGUUUGUUCUGCGCCUGUCUCUGUUUCCAAUGAGGAAGACCAUGGACGCACCUCUGAGGAAGAGGAGGGCUGGGGAGACCACUGCCAUGACAGACAGAUUGAUGGGCGAUCCAGAGCCUACUAUGUUGUCAAAGACCUGGUGGAUUCAGAAAGAGAACACGUGAAGGCCCUGAAGAUUCUUCAGGAGGACUUUAGGGCAGCAGUGGCAGCAACAGUAGGAGAGGAUGAAGAGCCUGUGAUAGAAAAGGGGAAACUGAACGAGAUCCUUAGUACUCUUCCUCAGGCCUACCAUCUGCACACUGAAUUUCUCAAUGAGCUUGAGACCCGCAUUAAACAGUGGGAGGACAGCCCGACAGUAGCUGAUGUCAUAUUAACACGGCGGGCAGAGUUUUCAGCCUUCGCAACUUACAUCUCAGACUAUGACCGCAGCAUGUCACUGCUGAAGGAGAGCUGUAGACAGAGUAAAGCUUUCGAGGAUGUGGUUAAACAGUUUGAGAUGCAGAAUGCAGAAGGAGUUCAUGUUCCUUUGAAACACCAGCUGCUGCGGGUCAUUGUGCGUGUCCUCCAGUACCGCAUGCUUCUCACAGAUUACUUAAACAACCUCUCCCCUGAUUCAAAAGAGUAUGAAGACACAAAAGCUGCGCUGGUAAUCGUGUCAGAGGUUGCAGACCAGGUUAAUGACAAUCUAAAACACGGGGAGAACUUGCUUCGUUUGGUCCACAUUGACUACAGCGUGAAAGGCAAAAGAGACCUUCUUCAACCAGGAAGGGUUUUUGUCAAGGAGGGCACUCUGAUGAAGGUCUCUCGUAAAAGUCGGCAGCCCAGACACCUCUUUCUGAUGAAUGAUGUAAUGCUGUACACCUACCCACAGCAAGAUGGCAAAUACCGAUUGAAGAACACACUCACUCUAAGUGGGAUGAAGGUCAGUAAACCUGUCUUAGACAAUGUGCUCAACACACUCAGGAUAGAAGUCAGUGAUGUUACCAUAACCCUCUCUGCGAGUUCUUUAGGAGAGAGAGAGGACUGGUUCCACACGCUGAGCCGGGCUAUAGCAGAUCAUGCCGCAGGCCUCAACACCUUCAGCUGUUCUAGUGAGGCGAGAGAAAAAUUGUGGAUGUCUCUGGGAGAGGCUGCACCUGUGCUGGUUCCUAUAUCACAUGUGAUGAUGUGCAUGAAUUGCACUUCUGACUUCAGCCUAACACUGCGACGGCAUUACUGCAAUGCAUGUGGAAAGGUGGUGUGUCGUUCCUGCUCACGAAACAGGUAUCCACUGAAGUAUCUGAAGGACAGGAUGGCUAAAGUGUGCGACCACUGCUAUGCCGAGCUCAAAAAGAGAGGUGGUAAUAUUCCUGGAACAUGUGGGAGCACUAGUCCCCGCACACACAGAGCCAGCAGGCCUCUCUCUGCAGUGUUCCAAAGUCUACAGCCCCCUAGCCUAUGGAGGAACAAAAAGAGCACCUCACCUCUCACACAGGUGUCUGUUGGUGCAGAGGGGUCCACUAUGAGCGGCAGUCUGCAGAGGCGCAAAAAGAGCAAAAGGAAGUGGAAGAGGCUGUGGUUCCUGCUCAAAGACAAGGUGCUCUACACCUUUAAAGCACGAGAGGAUAAGGUGGCAUCUGAAAGUCUUACUCUGCAGGGUUUUACUGUGAAGCUGCCCGAUCGUUCAGAGGGCGAAGACACAGACAGUGUUUUCCAACUUUACCAUAAAAAAACACUCUAUUACACCUUCAGAGCAGACGACCAGCAUACUGCUCGCAGGUGGGUAAAUGCAAUGGAAGAGGCUACAGUGUUAUAGCAUCCACCUAUUCGCCCUGAUGACGUGACCCCAGGCUAGGUUCUCAUCUCUCUUGCACAAUUCCAGACAGCUAAAGCCAUUAGGGGCUUUAAGCUAUGACAUCACAGUUGCCUGAGAAACCAGCUGAACCACACCACGGAUACCUUUGUUUUUAUCUAUUGCUGAAUUUAAGGAAUAAGUCCUUAAAACGUGCAUAGAGUAACACCAGGCAUGUCAGGCUUGGUGUUUUUCCACUUGCGAGCUGUCCCAAGAGAAGUCCAUGUAUGCCUCACCUACUUGACUUUACAGACUCAUUUAAAAAGUGCCAAAUGUAAACAGUGCAGUUCAGUGAAGUCGCAAUCUGCUCGGGGCUUGUGAAUGACUGUUCUAGGAUUACUCAUCUGUGUGGACAAAUAAAAGAGACAAAUAAAUGUUCUUUUUUUACUGUAACUAACCACAUUUCAAUAUGCAGAUAAGUGCAGUCAUUUUAUACACUGAUGCAUUCAAUUAAUGUAAAAUUAAAAUUAACUUAAGUGCAAGGCAUUUGUUAUAGUUUGAAUGAAUAUGAUAAGCAAACACAGGUUUGUUAUAGUCAGUGUAUUGUUGAUUUAAUUUAACAGUAAAAUAUUAAGCAUGGCAUAUCCUACCACCUCAGAUAUCAAGAAUCCAUGUUUUAUAUGCAAUGACACAGUGUGAUAUAUAUUUACAUGUUCAAUAUGGAUUUGAUACUGAGGCAAGCUGUACAUUUUACUCAAAAUAGUCAAACAAUUCUCAGUGUAAUAUAUUUAAUUUGCGGCUAUUUUUAAGACUUCCUGUUAUCUGUUAUGAUUUUGCAUCCCCAAGUUAUUUUCCAGCUGACAUUGUACCACUACACCCUUUCAAAAAUACCAUGGCAACAAAACUGUGGCAACUUAGUAGCUAUUAGCCAUCACUGUCAAAAAAUAAACAACUAAAUGAAAUGGCAAUGAUUGGAAAAGCUACUUACACAUUUUGAAGGCUAUCCAAUGCAUUUAAUGGGAUUUUACAAUAACUAUAGUAUUGCUGAAUUCAGGCUAUGGUUACCAUGGUAAUAUUUGUGAGGGUAGUUGGAUUUCUGUGCCUACAGAUGUACCAGUAUCACUUCAUCAUCUCGGAGCGUGCAUUUGAAGGCCAUGUUUGGUAAAACCUUGAUGCAAAUCAAUAUGCAAAUGUUUUGAACAUCUGUGUUGGUUCAGCGUUUCAUUAAAAAUAAGAAAGUGCCAUAAGCUUUAUCUACAGAGCAGUUUUAUCUCAGUCAUAACUUGGAGGCUGCUGUCAAAGCCUCGUCAUACCCAACAUUUCAAACCUCACUAUUUUCAACAUUUUAUUCAUCAUUAAUACAUUAUUCUCUAACUGGAUACAUGAAGAUAAUAAACAACGUAUUUUGAACCUCAGCCAGUCAUGCAAAACAUCAUGUUACUUUUCGACCAAACUGAUAGACUUCCAGUUAUUUAAAUUAUGAAAAAAAUGCUGUGCAUCUGAAAACAAGCUCAGAUAGAAGGGAUCUUAAACUAUCGGUAUCUACAAGAAUGCCUGUAAAAUUGAACAAAACUGAGGAUCGGUCAUGUUGUUGUGUUCUGUACUGCAUGUGAUUAUCUUGAGAGAUUAUAACUGCAUUGUGGAAUGUAUUGUGUUAUAUAUAUUAAUCACAAUGGAAAGAACGAUGAGAUGCAGUAUAUACAGUAUGACAAGCGAUAAUGUUUGUCAAUGGUUUGUAGGGUUUGUGUUCAACUGAGCCUUAUUGUGUUCAUUUUCCUUAAGUAGAUUGUCUUUAAACGGCUAUUACCAGAGAUUCUUCUUUAUAUCGUGUUUCUUUAAUUUGUCUUUGAAUAUUACAUGGUUUUCUGUAAAUCUCAUGUUUCAUAUCAAGUGCCAGUAUUCGUAUUCACUCAUUUGUAUCUGAUAUUCAAAAGCACAGCCCCUUGGCUUAGAGAGGAUAUGUUUUAUCUGUGGGAUUUCAUCCCUUUUACUUGCAUUAUGAAAAUGAAAUAAAAGCCCUGCCUACAGAAGAAGAAGAAAAAUGUAAUGUAAAUGUACAUAAUUAAAGGGAGGAAAAUGCAUCUUAUCUUUUUCCAUUUUUGUAAACGGAAGCAGUCAGUGACACACACACACCAAAGUGGCAUUCAACUGAUCACAAAGUAUAGUAAGGACAUUACUGAUGUAAAAAAGAGCACCAUCACUAUUUGAAAAAAGUUUUUUUGGAUCAAAUCUAGACAGGCCACAUUUCCAGAAGCCAUCACUCCAACAUCCUUGCGUAAUCAUGCUAAAUUGCUAAUUUGGUACUAGAAAAUCAUCAGUCAAUCAUUGUUUUGAGGACUGAAGGCUAUACAAUGCUUGAAAUUGCCAUAAAACUGAAGAUUUCAUACAAAGGUGUACAAUACAGUCUUCAAAGACAAAGGACAACUGUCUCUAACAAGGACAGAAAGAGUUGUGGAAGGCCAGAUGCACAACUAAACAAGAGGAUAAGUACAUCAGAGUCUCUAGUUUGAGAAAUAGAUGCCUCACAUGUCCUCAACUGACAGCUUCAUUGAAUUCUACCUGCUCAACACCAGUUUCAUGUACAACAGUACAAAGAAGACUCAGGGGUGCAGGCCUUAUGGGAAGAAUUGCAAAGAAAAAGCCACUUUUGAAACACAAAAAGAAAAGGUUAGAGUGGGCAAAGAAACACAGACAUUGGACAACAGAUAAUUGGAAAAGUGUGUUAUGGAUCUUAACCCCACUGAGCUUUUGUGGGAUCAGCUAGAAUGUAAGGUGCGUGAGAAGUGCCGACAAGUCAGCCACAUCUAUGGCAAAUGCUACAGGAGGUGUGGGGUGAAAUGUCACCUGAGUAUCUGGACAAACUGACAGCUUGAAUGCCAAGGAUCUCCAAAGCUGUCAUUGCUGCACAUGGAGGAUUUUUUGAUGAGAACUCUUUGAAGUAGUUUAAGACGUUCUGAACAUUUUUUUCAAAUUGUAAUAGUAAUUUUUCACAUUAUUAAUGUCCUGACUAUACAUUGUGAUCAAUUAAAUGCCACUUUGGUGAACAAAAGUA